CGUCUCGGCUAGCAAAAAGCUCCAGUAAGUUUUAUGCGGCCAUAUGCCGUGCAUUGGCCCUACCAACAUCGACACAACCCCGAAGAGCUCUGAGUCAUGGCGCCGCCGAACGUGGACUACACUCUCUACCUGGUGACUGACUCCACGCCUGCAAUACUGGGUGACAAGGACCUGGUUGAGGUAGUGAAAAAUGCUGUAGCAGGAGGCGCGACCAUCAUACAGUACCGCGACAAGACAUCAGAAACCGCGGACCUCGUACGCAUAGCGAAGCAGCUACAUGAAGUCACCCGAGCGGCCGGUGUGCCCUUGCUAAUCAACGACCGCAUCGAUGUUGCGCUGGCUGUUGGCGUGGAAGGCGUGCAUAUUGGCCAGGACGACCUGGAUCUGAAGACUGCUCGUCGAGUACUCGGCCCUGAUGCAAUCAUUGGCGUGACCGCGAACAGCGAAGAGGAGGCCAUCAUCGCUGCCAAAGAUGGUGCCGACUACCUCGGACUGGGAACUGUCUUUGCAACGCCAACGAAAGAGAACACCAAGUCCAUCAUCGGGACUGCUGGUGUGCAACUCAUUCUUGCUUCUCUGGCAGAGAAAGGUCUCGAUGUCAAGACUGUCUGCAUCGGUGGCAUCAAUGCUUCGAACGUCCAGCGGGUCUUGUUCCAGACAGCAUCAGCGCAAAAGCAGCUCGAUGGGGUUGCUGUUGUGAGUGCUAUAGUCGCAGCAGAUGAUGCCAGACAAGCUGCCUCCCAUCUUCGAGAGCUGGUACGCAAGCCUCCGUUGUUCGCCGCCAGCAGCUCAAAACCAGCGCUCUCCCAGCAGGACAUUCGCAUCAAAGCGCCAGAGCUCAUCAAGCGGAUGGCUGGCAAGAAGCCACUAUGUCACAACAUGACGAAUCUGGUCGUUCAGAACUUUGCUGCCAAUGUCGCUCUUGCUAUAGGUGCUUCGCCGAUCAUGUCGAACAAUGGGCUCGAAGCAUCAGAUCUGGCCGGCCUUGGAGGUUCGCUCGUGAUCAACAUGGGCACUGUGACACCUGACAUGCGGGACAACUAUCUGAAAGCAUUGGCAGCAUACAAUGCUGUGGGAGGGCCGACGCUGUAUGACCCUGUAGGCGCUGGGGCCACGCAGCAACGUCGCGAUGGUGUGAAGACACUUCUGGCUGGUGGCUACUUCACAGUCAUCAAGGGCAACGAGGGCGAAGUACGUACUGUCGCUGGUGCUACAGGCUUCCAGCAACAUGGUGUCGACUCUGGAGCCUCGCAGCUCUCUCUUGAUGAGAAAAUCCAGCUAGUCAAGGCUACGGCGGCAAGAGAACACAACGUUGUACUUAUGACCGGUGCCACAGAUGUGAUCUCGGAUGGUCAGCGAACGAUAACAGUCAGCAAUGGGCACGCUUUGCUUGGUGAGAUCACCGGAAGUGGCUGCACCCUCGGUACAACCAUAGCAAGCGUCCUAGCUGUGGAGCGAGAAGAUCCAUUACUUGCUGCAGUGACGGCUAUACUAAUCUACGAGAUUGCUGGCGAACGUGCUGCUGUUCGAGACGAUGUGAGGGGACCUGGAACAUUUGUACCAGCGUUGAUCGACGAGCUGUACAGAAUAAGACAGGAGAGUGUUCAAGGCAAUGGCACUUGGGCUGAAGCAGCAAAGAUAGAGAUCAUAUAGAGAUUGGGGGGAAUCAUACCCAGUGGUCGGCAUUGAACCCGGCUUAGUCAGCGAUGCUCCAGCUCCCGUCUGCUUGGGCAACUUUACUUGCGAC
Molecule: messenger RNA, 1747 nt
Organism: Cercospora beticola
Lineage: Eukaryota; Fungi; Ascomycota; Dothideomycetes; Mycosphaerellales; Mycosphaerellaceae
Gene: THI6
Product: bifunctional hydroxyethylthiazole kinase/thiamine-phosphate diphosphorylase
Biological process (GO): thiamine biosynthetic process
Cellular component (GO): cytoplasm
Molecular function (GO): thiamine-phosphate diphosphorylase activity; magnesium ion binding; hydroxyethylthiazole kinase activity
Source: RefSeq, a predicted model, not a curated record